Octopus bimaculoides (California two-spot octopus) is the source of this 786-nucleotide messenger RNA. Its product is annotated as nucleoside diphosphate kinase 5. The record is from RefSeq and is a predicted model, not a curated record. Lineage: Eukaryota; Metazoa; Mollusca; Cephalopoda; Octopoda; Octopodidae. Gene Ontology annotation, molecular function: nucleoside diphosphate kinase activity. Gene Ontology annotation, biological process: CTP biosynthetic process; GTP biosynthetic process; negative regulation of oxidative stress-induced intrinsic apoptotic signaling pathway. Gene Ontology annotation, cellular component: cilium.
AGAAAGAAAAUAAGAGAGCGAGUGUUGAGUAAUUUAAUGAAAAAGAAAAAUAUAGAGAAAAGAUAGGGAUAGUUUGAGAGAGAGAGAGAGAGAUUAUUGAAUAUAUAGAGCCAUAACUGAAAUAAAACUUCAACAAUGUCUGAAAAAUUAAAUAGAUGCCAUCCCAAUUCAUUUGUUGAUAAAACUUUAGCUAUUAUUAAACCAGAAGCUGUGAAAUACGCUGAUGUUAUAGAAGAUAUUAUUCUACGAACAGGUUUCACUAUUAUCAAUAGACGCCGUGUUCACAUGACACCAGAACAAGCCAGUGACUUCUAUAGUGAACAUUUUGGUAAGAUGUUCUUCACCAAACUGGUGGAAUAUAUGAGCCAGGGACCCAUUAUCUGCCUUAUAAUAGCAAGGGACAAUGCUUUAACUACUUGGGAGGAGCUGAUGGGGCCUACAAAUACAUUCGUUGCACGAGAAACCUAUCCAGAUAGCAUCCGUGCAGUCUAUGGCACUGAUGACAUGCAAAAUGCUGUCCAUGGCAGUGAGAACAUUACAUGUGCCGAGAAAGAAAUAAAAUUCUUUUUUCCAGAUAGCAUUCCUGACAAUUUGCUGUCUCCUGGAGCAAUGGAUAAUUAUAUGUCAAAAUUUAUAAACCCAACCUUAUUAAAAGGACUGACACAAUUGUGUAAGGUGAAACACGUGGAUCCUAUAACUUGGCUUGCUGACUGGCUCACUGAAAACAAUCCCAACAAGCCACAAGUGAAAUACAAUUAGAUGAUAAUAAUAAACAUCUCAAAUUCA